AACGACAAUCAAGAACUUUCUUUCACUUCGCAAAAUCAACGCCUUACAAUCAAAAUGGUCUCCUUCACUUCGCUCAUCACCGCCGCCAUUGCUGCUACCAGCGCUUUCGCUGCACCUGCUACUGAUGUAGCUGCUCGUUCAUCUGGUGAUCUCGUUGCCCGUCAGAGCACUCCCAACUCUGAGGGAACACACAACGGCUGCUUCUAUUCGUGGUGGACUGAUGGUGGUUCCAGGGUCACUUACACCAACGGUGCUGGUGGCAGCUACAGUGUCCAGUGGGGAAGCGGAGGCAACUUUGUCGGAGGAAAGGGAUGGAACCCAGGAUCGGCCCGUACCAUAACCUACUCCGGUUCGUACAACCCCAACGGCAACUCAUACCUUGCCAUCUACGGCUGGACUCGCAACCCUCUUGUCGAGUACUACGUCGUUGAGAACUUCGGAACCUACGACCCCUCCUCCCAGGCCCAGAACAAGGGCACUGUGACCGUCGAUGGCUCAUCCUACAAGAUCGCUCAGUCGACCCGCACCAACCAGCCAUCCAUUGAUGGCACCAGGACCUUUCAGCAGUAUUGGUCUGUUCGCCAGAACAAGCGCUCUUCCGGCUCAGUUAACAUGAAGACUCACUUUGAUGCCUGGGCCAGCAAGGGCAUGAACCUUGGUAGCCACUACUACCAAAUUGUCGCUACUGAGGGAUACUUCUCCACUGGUAGCGCUUCCAUCACUGUCAACUGCCCGUAAGUGGUUCAAAGUGCGAAGGUCACGUGG
Messenger RNA from Pyrenophora tritici-repentis Pt-1C-BFP, 765 nucleotides. Lineage: Eukaryota; Fungi; Ascomycota; Dothideomycetes; Pleosporales; Pleosporaceae. The record is from RefSeq and is a predicted model, not a curated record.